GUUAAAUUGCAUAGCAUCAUCAUCACCACCGAAUAGAAGCAAUCUCUGAAGGCAAAGUGUUUGCGUUAGACUGUUUGACAAUCAAAUCAAGAUCCAUAUUUCUUCUUCUGUCUUUUUCUGAUUUCACGAAACCCUAAACCCAUUUUCAUUCCGAUCGGAGAUCCAACAAAAUGGAUGAAGAGUACGACGUGAUCGUUUUGGGAACUGGUCUCAAGGAAUGCAUUCUCAGUGGUCUUCUCUCCGUCGAUGGCCUCAAGGUUCUUCACAUGGAUAGAAAUGACUAUUACGGAGGAGAAUCCACCUCGCUCAAUCUUAUCCAGCUUUGGAAGAAAUUCAGAGGAGAUGAUAAGCCUCCUCCACAUUUGGGUUCUAGCAAAGACUACAAUAUUGAUAUGAAUCCUAAGUUCAUUAUGGCUAAUGGCAUGUUAGUGAGGGUUCUCAUUCAUACUGAUGUGACAAAGUAUCUCUAUUUUAAAGCUGUGGAUGGAAGUUUUGUCUUUAACAAAGCAAAGGUUCACAAGGUACCUUCAAAUGACAUGGAGGCCUUGAAGUCCCCACUUAUGCGGAUAUUUGAAAAACGGCGUGCGCGCAAGUUUUUCAUUUAUGUUCAAGAUUAUAAUGAGAGUGAUCCUAAAACUCAUGAUGGGCUGGACUUGACAAGAGUGACUACUAAGGAACUGAUAGCAAAAUUUGGCCUUGAUGAUAACACUGUGGAUUUCAUUGAAUCAUUAUGUUCAAUUAUUCAUGUUAAGCUAAUGAAUCAAGUUACCAAAAUAUGCCUGCUAUACAGAUUCCCUGCGCAAGCAAAGCUGUUGUAG
Molecule: messenger RNA, 818 nt
Organism: Lathyrus oleraceus (garden pea)
Lineage: Eukaryota; Viridiplantae; Streptophyta; Magnoliopsida; Fabales; Fabaceae
Product: guanosine nucleotide diphosphate dissociation inhibitor 1
Exons: 7
Coding region: 171-818 (215 amino acids)
Biological process (GO): small GTPase-mediated signal transduction; vesicle-mediated transport; protein transport
Cellular component (GO): cytoplasm
Molecular function (GO): Rab GDP-dissociation inhibitor activity
Source: RefSeq, a predicted model, not a curated record